Boleophthalmus pectinirostris (great blue-spotted mudskipper) is the source of this 1850-nucleotide messenger RNA. RefSeq names its product renin binding protein (gene renbp). Gene Ontology annotation, molecular function: N-acylglucosamine 2-epimerase activity; peptidase inhibitor activity. Gene Ontology annotation, biological process: carbohydrate metabolic process; N-acetylmannosamine metabolic process; N-acetylglucosamine metabolic process. The record is from RefSeq and is a predicted model, not a curated record. NCBI's taxonomy places the organism in Eukaryota, Metazoa, Chordata, Actinopteri, Gobiiformes, Gobiidae.
CCUGUCACGUGACCGACACUUCGCAUGCUCCUUAAAACACACAGCCCCAGCCCUGAGACAGGACGGGAGCACCAACCCCGAGACAGGAGCGCCUCUUCGGGCUGACACCGAGCAAGCACAGCGACACACCGAGGGGACACAACUAGGGGGACACACAGCGCGACCACCGGGACUACGGACGCCCUGCACAGACCAUCAGACCAUCAGCAGCACAUACGUCUCUUUACUGAAUCGUUAAACUCUUUCAAGCCACUCUUCUGCACAAAUAUUUGACUUAAAACCAGUUUGGGCUCACUGGUUCCUGCGUGUGUCCAGCAGGUGGGGCCAUGUCUGUGCAGAGGCUGGAGGAGUUCAGAGAACGUAUCCGCCAAGAACUGGACCGGACUGUGAACUUCUGGGUCAAGCACUCCCAUGAUCCUGAACACGGGGGAUUCUUCACUUGCCUCGGCAGAGAUGGUCAGGUUUACGACAAGCUCAAGUACGUGUGGCUGCAGGGUCGGCAGGUGUGGAUGUACUGUCGGCUGUACCGCACCGUGCCGCGCUUUCACACAGACGAGAUCCUGCAGGCCGCCAAAGCAGGGGGAGCAUUCCUCAGAAAACACGCUCGUGUGGGGGGCAGCAGUGGUCCGUGGAAGUGUGCCUUCUGUCUGAGCAGAGAUGGGAAAGCCGUGAAGAUCCAGAGGAGCAUCUUCAGCGAGUGCUUCUAUAUCCUGGGCCUGGACGAACUGAGCAGAGUCACAGGAGACAGGGACAUGCAGGCAGAGGCUGAGCAGAUGAUGGAACAGAUAGUGCACUGGGUGCAGGUGGACCCCUCAGGCCUGGGGCGCCCUCAGCUCCCGGGGGACCCUCCCUCAAGCAGCAUGGCUGUCCCCAUGAUGCUGCUGUGUCUGGUGCAGCAACUGAGCGAGGACCGUGGCCCCGAGGCAGCCCUCAAGUACCAGAGCGUGGGCCAGUGGUGUGUGCAGCAGAUCCUCAUGCAUCUGCAGAGAGGAGGGACAGCCGUGCUCGAGAAUGUGUCUGUGGAUGGGGCUGAGCUGGAGGGCUGUCAGGGCCGACUACAGAACCCAGGACAUGCUCUGGAGGCCGGAUGGUUCCUGCUGCAGUACGCCUCACAGUGGGGGCUCCAGGACCUGCAGCACACAGCCAUCACAAGCUUCAUGGAGGGGCCCUUCCACAGCGGCUGGGACCCAGAGCAUGGGGGCCUCUUCUAUUUCAGGGACGUUGACGGUCACUGCCCCACACAGUUGGAGUGGAGUAUGAAGUUGUGGUGGCCGCACUGUGAGGCUCUGGUGGCCUUCCUCAUGGCGUACACACACACCCAGCGCCCGGAGCUACUGGAGCGCUUCACCCAGAUCUAUGACUACACCUUUAAACACUUUCCAGACACUCAGAGUGGAGAGUGGUUCGGAUACCUCACUCAAGAGGGCAAGGUGGCUCUGGACUUUAAAGGAGGACCCUUCAAAGGGUUCUUUCAUGUGCCACGUUGCCUUCUUAUGUGUGAGAACAUGCUGGACCAGAUCCUGGACCAGGACCAAAUGAAGAGCCAGACCUCAGACUAGAACCAGACCUACGACCGGGACUAAAACCAGACCAGGUGGGAGCUGUCAAUCAACACUCUGCUCUUUCUUUUUAUAAUGGUGAUUUUAUAAAAUUAUGUUUUUUUAAUAUAAUUACAUAAUGAUUGCAGUGUCAUAUAAAUAAAAUAAACAAUUGUUUGCUGAUUGUGGACUUGACACUCUCCAGUACUGUUUAUGUUUGGUCUAUAUUUGUAUGAUAUGAAGACCUCUGUGAUUCUACUUCAGUUGUGGAAUACAGACAUUUGUGAUUAAAGUGAAUCAUUUGAACUGUAA